AAACACGAAAAGAACUCGAGCGAUGCACUCCUGGACGCAACGGCUGCUGGCCGCGGCGACGACGGCCGCCCUCCUCCUCGCCGCCACCUGCGCCGCCGCCUCCGCCCUCGACGCCUUCCACGUCCCCUCCGUCGAAGCCCAAGCCCACGUCACCAAGAUAAAUCAAUUCCGCAAGCAGCUUAACGGGAAUGACAAGGUGACGUUAACCUUCAAUAUAUCUGCAAAGUUGGAAUCACUAUUCACAUGGAACACAAAGCAGGUCUUUGUCUUCGUGACCGCUGAGUAUGAAAACUCCAAGAACUCCCUGAACCAGGUUUCAUUAUGGGACCGUAUAAUACCUGACAAAGAGCACGCGAACGUGCAAGUGGAGGUGAAGAGCAAGUAUCCUCUCAUUGACCAGGGGACUAGUCUGCGGGGGAAGAAAGUCCAGCUUGUUCUCCACUGGCACAUCAUGCCGAACGCUGGCAGGAUGAUGCGAGGCAAGAUGCCCCUCUCUGAGUUCAAUCUGCCAGAUACCUAUACUUCCUGAAUACAAAUGAUUCAUUCCUCUGCCCUGUCUUGAUAAAUUAUGUUGGAGGCUCAUGAUUCUGGUUCCAGAACCAUAAUAGUGAAUUCAAUGCAUUCGGUGCACCCUGGACAGUGUUGGUAAUUCCUAAUUUAUUGUCAUUUACAAUAUGAAUAGCUUACAGUAAGUUGUAAUUGAUGAAGCAGUGAAUAUCAUGAUGAGUUCUGAACGGUAGUGAAGAGCACUAAUCUUUGGCUGUAACUAGAUA
Molecule: messenger RNA, 773 nt
Organism: Lolium rigidum
Lineage: Eukaryota; Viridiplantae; Streptophyta; Magnoliopsida; Poales; Poaceae
Product: signal peptidase complex subunit 3-like
Exons: 6
Coding region: 23-529 (168 amino acids)
Biological process (GO): protein targeting to ER
Cellular component (GO): signal peptidase complex; membrane
Source: RefSeq, a predicted model, not a curated record